AUGAUAUCCGCUCGUGUAAGUCCAUCUAACACUACCUGCAACUCACGGCAGGGGACAUCAAUGGCAGUCUUUGCGGACAGAGUACUUGUGAGCAUGGGGAUAAAACUUCUUUUACUCACCAUUUGUUUAUGUGACUCCAUCUGCACAUUCGCUUAUCAUGUUUCCUCCGAUGGGUUGGUGAGAAUUGGUCUAAAGAGGCGGCAUUUGGACAUCGACAGUAUAAAUGCUGCAAGAAUCAAAGAAGUAAUGCAUGCUAAAAGUCCAGCAGAUAUCAACAGUAAUUUUGACUGUCCAAAGGAAGAUUUCGUGUAUCUAAAGAAUUAUCUGGACACCCAAUAUUAUGGAGAGAUUGGUAUCGGUUCUCCCCCGCAGCAUUUUUCUGUUGUUUUUGAUACUGGCAGUUCCAAUCUUUGGGUCCCAUCUUCCAAAUGUUAUUUUUCUAUUGCUUGCUACAUACAUAACAAGUACAGAUCCAGGCUAUCCAGUACGUACACAAAAAUUGGAAAAUCUUGUAAAAUCCCUUAUGGCUCUGGAUCUAUACAUGGCUUCUUCAGCCAAGAUAAUACGGAAGUUGGAGAUAUUGUCAUCAGGGAUCAAGUGUUUGCUGAGGUUUCAAGGGAAGGAUUUUUUACAUUCUUGCUUGCGCGGUUUGAUGGCAUACUUGGCCUUGGGUUUCAGGACAGAGCUGUAGGGCGAGUAACACCAGUGUGGUACAACAUGGUGCUACAAGGUCUUGUGAGCAAGCAAAUUUUCUCUUUCUGGCUAAAUCGAGAUCCAAAGUCACCGACUGGUGGUGAGAUUAUCUUUGGAGGUGUUGAUUGGACUCACUUCAGGGGUGAUCAUAUUUUUGUCCCAGUCACUCGAAAUGGUUACUGGCAGAUUGAGGUGGGUGAUAUUCUUAUUGCAAACAAUUCGACAGGUCUUUGUGAGGGAGGGUGUGCUGCCAUUGUGGAUUCCGGGACAUCCUUUCUUGCUGGUCCAACUACUAUUGUGGCUCAAAUUAACCAUGCCAUUGGAGCAGAUGGCAUUGUCAGCAUCGAAUGUAAAAAUGCUGUUACUACUUACGGGGAUUCAAUAUGGGCAUUCUUAAUAUCAGGGUUACAACCCGAAAAAGUAUGUUUUGAGGUUGGACUCUGUUUGUAUGAUGAAUCUCAAGCAAUAAGAUCCAGUAUUAAGAUGGUGGGCAGAAGUCAAAAAAGAAGUGAGAGUGCUGUGUGUACGUUAUGCGAGAUGAUAGUUUUCUGGAUCCAAGUGGAGCUUAAAAAACAGAAAACUAAGGAAAAAGUUCUUAAAUAUGUUGACGAGCUGUGUGAGAAGCUUCCCAAUCCUGGAGGAAAGUCAUUUAUCAAUUGUGAUAACAUCGCUACCAUGCCAUUUGUUUCUUUCACCAUCGGGGAUAAAUCUUUUCCCCUCUCUCCAGAACAGAGUAGAAGGAAAAUGUUCAACCGUCUGUCUUAGCGGGUUUACUGCUCUGGAUGUCCCUUCCCCACAAGGGUCCCUCUGGGUUCUUGGAAAUAUUUUCAUGGGAGCAUACCACACGGUAUUCGACUUUGGUAAUCUACGAGUGGGAUUUGCACAAAGUGCCUAGUACUGUACCAUUUUUCAUAGUGAUUAGAUUGUAAAGGGAUGAUAAUUUCUGGCUUCACCUAGUCACUCAAUGGUGCUUAUGUAAAGUUUAUUUUGCUAGGUAUUUCUAUUUUCAUUUUCAUUUUCUUUUUCCCAUUUAGGGUUGAUGUGAAGGUAGG
Messenger RNA from Ilex paraguariensis (yerba mate), 1745 nucleotides. The record is from the annotation of a GenBank genome assembly. NCBI's taxonomy places the organism in Eukaryota, Viridiplantae, Streptophyta, Magnoliopsida, Aquifoliales, Aquifoliaceae.